AUGCAGCGCGCGGCGCAGUUCGUGCUGCUCUGCAUGGCGCACAUCUCGCCAAGUGCGUGCGACGUGGCAGGCGGCGCGGGCUCGGUGAACGCGCUGCCGGCCGGCGGCUCAGCGCGCCUGGCGCCCAGCUUCGACGCCGCCACGCCGCGCAACGUUACGGCACUCGUGGGCAAGAGCGCCUAUCUCAGCUGCCGCGUGCGCAACCUCGGCAACCGCACGGUGUCCUGGAUCCGCCACCGCGACCUGCACAUCCUCACGGUGGGCGGCUACACGUACACGUCGGACCAGCGCUUCCAGGCCACGCACUCGCCGCAGACGGACGACUGGACGCUGCAGAUCAAGUGGGCGCAGCAGCGCGACGCGGGCGUGUACGAGUGCCAGGUGUCCACGCAGCCCGUGCGCUCCUUCUUCGUCACGCUGCACGUUGUCGAUUGCGACGAGAUAUACCAGAGGAUGUUCUCAGAUGGAGUGCCGUCGGCGCGCAUCCUGGGCGGGCCCGACCUACACGUGGACAUCGGCUCCACCAUCAACCUCACGUGCCUCAUCCAGUUCAGCCCCGAGCCGCCCGCCUACAUCUUCUGGUACCACGAGGACGAGGUGAGCGGACGCAAAGUGAUCUCGUACGACUCGACGCGCGGGGGCGUGUCGGUGGUGACGGAGAAGGGCGCCGCCACCACGUCCUACUUGCUGGUGCAGGACGCCGCGCCCGCCGACUCGGGCCGCUACUCCUGCGCGCCCUCCAACGCGGAGCUCGCCGCCGUGCGCGUGCACGUGCUCAACGGCGAGCGGCCGGCCGCCAUGCAGACGGGCUCGGCCGGGCUGUCGGACAGCGGGCGCGCCGUGCUGGCGCUGCUGGGUGCCGCCGCGCUGCACGCGCGCCUGCUGCGCGCGCUGCUCGCCAGCUGAUGCCGGGGACCCGCCGGCUAAGUUGCCCCCCACGUCGCACGCUGGCAGAACUCGCAGGAGGCUCCGGGCUCACGCGGCACUGACGAGGCACGCUUGCACCGAGCAGGAUCAUUGUCGAGUCCGAUGAGUGCACUCCAUUCGAAGCUCCCACUUUUUAUUAUGUUUUAUUUUAUAUAUUCAGUAACAGUCAAUAACCCAAGUAUGCUAAUUGCGAUUGAUAUUAGGACACUAGUUUUAUUGACUUAGAUUUUGUAUGCAGGCGAA
Molecule: messenger RNA, 1170 nt
Organism: Pararge aegeria (speckled wood butterfly)
Lineage: Eukaryota; Metazoa; Arthropoda; Insecta; Lepidoptera; Nymphalidae
Product: zwei Ig domain protein zig-8-like
Exons: 7
Coding region: 1-906 (301 amino acids)
Biological process (GO): synapse organization
Cellular component (GO): neuron projection membrane
Source: RefSeq, a predicted model, not a curated record